AUGAUCUCAAGCCUGCGCAACUGGAGAGAACACCUCACACCUGUCUCUGCCAAAUCGGACUUCAAAGAGACCGGCCAACUCUCACCCGAAGCAUUCGUUCAAGCAGGCGACUAUCUAGUCCAUCAAUUCCCAACGUGGUCAUGGCAGGCGGCGCAAGAUGACAAGGUGCUACGAGAUUUCCUGCCAAGAGAUAAACAAUACCUGACGACGCGCAAUGUUGCCUGUGCUGCGCGCGCAGAUGCCGUGUUGCGGGAUACGCAAGAGGAAGAGGAGACGGAAGAUGGGUUUGUGAAUACAUUCAGUGCUGGCGCUGAUCAGGUCGUCGCGGAUGUUCCUGAUAUGACCGCUUUGUCGCUUGAAUCUACUGCGCCGAGCAAGACGAGUCAAGCGGCGGCGCCUGCGCCAGAGUACAAGGAUACACCGCUGGAAGCACUACCUGAUCUCGACGACUUUGCCCUGCCAGACGACGAAGACGAUCCAUCCGCUCUGCGACCGAGUAAUAUCGUCUCGACACGCACGUAUGACUUGUACAUUACCUAUGACAAGUACUACCGAACACCUCGGAUGUGGUUAUUCGGAUGGAGUGAGCAAGGGACUCCCCUGACGGUGCAGGAGGUAUGGCAAGAUAUCAGUGGCGACCAUGUGGGUAAGACUGUCACGAUGGAAGGAUUCCCGCAUUCUGCAAGUGGUCAGCAAAUGGCGAGUGUGCAUCCGUGUAAGCAUUCUGCUGUCAUGAAGGUGUUUAUCGAGCGGGCGAAUGAGCAGGCACUGGCGAAACAGCGGAAGGAGAAGCAGCAACGGGCCCAGGUUUCAGCUGGGGAUGAGGAGGAAGGGAAAAUGGAAGAGGGGAUACGGGUUGAUCAGUAUCUGGUCAUCUUCCUCAAGUUCAUUGCGACCAUCACCCCGACGAUUGAGCAUGAGAGCGGGGCCUUUUAUAUCCUCCAAGUCCAAGCACCGACCUGGGUCACAUUCGAUCCACUCACCAACGCCAUCCUUGCCAACUCUGAGAUUGAAUCAGCUCCUCACGGUGCACUCUCCCUCUUCCCUGCCAUGCCAACAAACCCUGGUACAGAGGUAGCUUGGCAACACUCGCCUACGUGGACAGCUCAAACCACAACGAAUGGAACAGCUUACUGCAGUAUUGCUUAUCGUGGCAAUAAACCUUUCUACAUGGCAGCCAACUACGCUGGUGGUACGGCAGAUGUGUUUGAUGCUAAUGGUAAGCUGACGGAUACGCGCGCCUAUCAUGAUUCAGGUCCCUUUCCAGGCAGACAAAUCGCUUCUCAUGCUCAUCAGAUCAUUGAGGAUUUAUCGAAGGAGUUUGUGUAUGUGUGUGACUUGGGUGGUGAUCAAGUGCAUGUCUAUCAACUGGAUGAAUCGGGCAAGUUGCACGAUCAAGAGAGUAUCCGACUCGAUCCCGGACAAGGCCCUCGACAUGUCGCAUUCAAUCCAGACCACAAGGACCUAGUCUACGUUAUCUGCGAGCUGACCAACGACGUUGUCCUCUUUCGUCGUACAGGCAAGACCUGGCAGCGUGUGCAGACAGUCAAGCUACUCGAUGACAAGGUUGUUAAGGUGAAAGCACCACACUACCAUCAACCUCCCUCUGCUGCUGCCAUCCUCAUCACGGCUGAUGCUCAACAAUUGCUCGCGAGUGUUCGUUAUAUCCCAGGCAAGGAGGAUGCAGACAUUCUUGUGAGUGUCCAGCUGGGGAAAGAUGGGUUGAUGGUGGUGGCGAGCAUGAAGACACACAAUACACACGCUGUUGGUCCACGCGCUCUUGCCUUGUCAAAGGAUACGAAGCAACGUUAUGUUGCUGCGACAUUCAAGGAAACGGGUUCUGUGCGUGUCUAUGAUCGUCUGGAUUCUUCCUUCAAGCUUGUCGCACAACUUGAUAUGAAGGGUGCUUCUUCUGCAGUCUUCAUCUGAGCAACAGGUACCGAGAGUUUGUCACAAGCUUGUAGAUUUGCUACCUAUGUCUGUUGUGUUCCUUCCUAU
Molecule: messenger RNA, 1998 nt
Organism: Protomyces lactucae-debilis
Lineage: Eukaryota; Fungi; Ascomycota; Taphrinomycetes; Taphrinales; Protomycetaceae
Product: Lactonase, 7-bladed beta-propeller-domain-containing protein
Exons: 3
Coding region: 1-1929 (642 amino acids)
Biological process (GO): nucleophagy; autophagosome assembly; autophagy of mitochondrion
Cellular component (GO): cytosol; cytoplasmic ubiquitin ligase complex
Molecular function (GO): Atg8-family ligase activity; protein binding
Source: RefSeq, a predicted model, not a curated record